GACUGCCGGUGUUUUGUUGCAUCUGUCGGUCACUUUUUAAUUCUUUAUUGUGUUAGAAGGAAUAGCAAAGACUAUAGUACUGAAGAAUAAUAUAAAACAAGAACGAAAAAAAAAUUGUUUUAUGUUUUCGAUUGUUUGAUUUAUUUCUUUUGUUUCUUAUAUUUUCUUAAGCAACCCUUAACCUUCGGGCCAUCGAUUAAUGUGUAGUUAAAUCUUCACUUUCAGAAUUUUCUAAUCGCAUCCUAAAUAGUACACCUAGUACACGCACGACGGUGUCACGUGACAUCUUCAAGAGAUGUCAUCUACAUUUCGAAAUUGUGUGUGAUGUGUGUGUGUAUGUGUGUGCGUGUUCUUUUUUUUAUGUGUGAUUAAUCGGCUUUCAAUCUCGUUAUCUUUUGCAAAAAAAAAACGCGAGAAGAAAAAAAUCAAUUAAAACAUAAUCUCUUUAUUAAUAUCGAGGUGUGUCGACGUAAAAGUCGACACGCAUUUCAUUAUUUACCACGCAACUCGGCCACAACCGGAAGGUUAUGCUCCGUCGUGAUUACGUCGAUUCUUCGAUUGUUUUCACUUAGCUGUUAAAAAUCAUCGGGGAACUCGUCUUGGCGCGUCCACACUUGCCCAUGGGAUUUAUUGACGAUGAAUUGCAAGAGGUAUCACAGCUCUGCCAUAAUGUCAUCGACGGAAGCCGCCUUGUCUCUUGCGUACGGAGCAUGGUCCGCGUCGAAAUAACAAAAACACCGUUCAAGCAACUCGUUGUGUGCAUCCAGUUCCAAGAGGAUUAUCCUGCGUCGCCGUUGUUUGUCGAAUUAAAGAGUAAAACUCUGUCUGCGAAGCUGCUCGAUGGACUAACAGAGAUCUGCGAGAAAGAGUGCAAGCGUUUCUUGAACAAAGCGCAGAUAUUGCCAGUUUUAAAGUUUAUCAGGAAUUUUAUUGAGGAGACUCCUCUCAUCUGCUGCUACGAGGAAAUAUCACUAUUGAAAAAGCUUUUGGGGGAUAAGGAUGAGUUGAAGUUGAAGCAAAAGAAUUCUUCUAUUAAUCUAACGCUGCAUCAAAAUUUGUAUCAUUUCAAGAUCAAGCUUGAAGUGCCAGACAAUUAUCCCACCAAUUGUGUGACUUUUGGUGAUGUUGAUUCAAAUUUUCCACCACUGUUCAAUCGCUAUCUAGUUGGACAAGGAAGAGAAUUAGCAAGGCAAUGUGUCGAGCCAUCAUUGAGGAAACAACAAAAGUCAUUUACACCAUCACCAUCAUUAAACACAGUAGCCUCCUUUCUCAUAAAGCGUGUAAAAGCUUUUCCGCAAGAACCCUGUCAACACUGCAAAAUAACGUGCUUGCCAAUAAACCCAGAAGAGAUUGUAACAGACGAAAAUGCGGAUUUCCACGCCGAAAGGCUUUAUUGUGGUCAUCUCUUCCACUUAAAAUGUCUCGUGACAUACAUGAAGACUCCGCCAUUCCAUGGGGGUAAGAAAUGUCCGAGUUGCGGCCAACGCGUUUAUCAUGACAAAUGGGGCUUAUCUGACAAGCUGGCAGAAGCCCGUUGGGCCCAUCAAGAGGCACGAGCGAGAGAGUUGGCGGAAGUUGAAGAUUUUUUCAACUAAUACCCGCAUCGUGGAAACUCGUGGAAUGAGUCUCACGAUAAAACUUACUGGAAGUACAAUAUAAUAAAUAGAAGCUUUUAUAAUAUACAUAUGUAUAUACAGAGUGGGCAACUCACAUUUCGAGCGAAAAUGAAAUGUAAGUUAAAACUGAAAAAAGAAACCUAACUUAAAAAUAAUAUUAUUUUUUCACAAUAACAUGUAAAAGAUACAAAUCUCUGAAUUGAAUGAUUUUUAAACUCGGGAAUUUUUAAAGAAAUGAAAGCGAACAAUAUCUAUUAUUAUUGGUGGAUGUUAAAAAAUAUACCAGAUUUGGAUUGUUAUUACGGUCAAGUAAUUAAUGAAUAAGGAAUAUUACGAGGGAAUAAAUCUGAUUAAGUGAUAUUGAAAA
Wasmannia auropunctata (little fire ant) is the source of this 1983-nucleotide messenger RNA. RefSeq lists its product as uncharacterized. NCBI's taxonomy places the organism in Eukaryota, Metazoa, Arthropoda, Insecta, Hymenoptera, Formicidae. The coding region runs from base 621 to 1595 and encodes 324 amino acids. The record is from RefSeq and is a predicted model, not a curated record. Gene Ontology annotation, molecular function: protein binding. The transcript has 6 exons.